Messenger RNA from Penaeus monodon (black tiger shrimp), 1329 nucleotides. It is a transcript of the gene HSPBAP1, whose product is annotated as HSPB1-associated protein 1-like. The coding region runs from base 1 to 1329 and encodes 442 amino acids. Gene Ontology annotation, molecular function: 2-oxoglutarate-dependent dioxygenase activity. The transcript has a single exon. The record is from RefSeq and is a predicted model, not a curated record. NCBI's taxonomy places the organism in Eukaryota, Metazoa, Arthropoda, Malacostraca, Decapoda, Penaeidae.
AUGGCAGUACCAGUCCUAAAGAAAGCACGUCAGGAAUGCUCUCAAGAUCUCUGCCCUGAAAGGACAAGUCUUCUGAAUCCACAGACUAUUAGAAGAGCAAUUUUGAAUGACGUGAAUGAACCUUUAGUGUUCAAAGGCUACCUUAAGGGAAAGUGGAAGUGUUUAGAAUGGGAGGUCAAAGACUGGGGUAGAGUCCUUGGGGAUGACAACCUCAUGUUUCGUGUUGGUGCGAGGGUUAAGGAGGGUGACCAGCUAAAGUCUCCACAGUGGGAGACAGAGUGCAUGAAGGUGUCCAUGAAAUAUUGUGACUUUUUAGAGUGGAUAAAAGGUCAGAAGACAUGUUUGAGUCAAUGUGGGUCUCAGGUAAACUGCAGUACACAUUGGGCCUAUUUUGAUUAUUUUUACAUGAAAGAUUUAGAACACCCAGAGCACUUAUUGGGAGCCAUGGAUUGGGGUACAUUUGGUUUCACUGAGAGGGGAUUAACUGAUAGUACACUAUGGAUAGGAAGCACAGGUGCUAAUACACCAUGUCAUAUUGACACAUAUGGAUGUAAUCUUGUUGCUCAAGUAAUGGGGAAAAAGAGAUGGGUACUAUUUCCAAAGUCUCAGUCAGAAUACCUUUCACCCACACGUGUGCCAUAUGAAGAGUCAAGUAUAUACAGUGAAGUGGGCUUUCCUCGACCUAAUACUUCUUCACACCCUAGAUUGGUCUCGACCACUCCUCAUGUAGUUACACUUGAGGCUGGGGAUGUGUUAUUUGUUCCAAAUCAGUGGUGGCACUCAGUAGAAAAUAUAGAAUUUGCUGUGAGUGUGAAUACAUGGAUAGAGCUACCUUCUGAUGAUGAUGAAAGAGUAAAGGAAGCCAUUGUGAUGCACCAGAUUGGAUCUCUGUGUCAGGGUAUUGAGUCAGUUGAUCUCAUAUCCUCAGCAUUUAACCCUAAUAUGAUGAAUAUGGCAACUAUGACCUCUACAGAUCUUCUUAACCUCCUAGUCCAUAAAGUCUUCCAGAACACAGACACAGAAGGAAAACAGGAAUCUAAAAAAAGUGAAGGUGCGCAUACUGGUGUUUUUGACUGGACAAAUGAGGAAUGGUGUCGAAGUUAUAACAUAACCAGGGUUGAAAAAUUACUGUUUGAAGACUACUAUGGAACAAGUAGUAAUUGUGAGCAAAAGAAUACAGAUUCUGAGAAAAGUGCAAAGAAAUACAAUAGUCUGCCAGAUGAAAUUCAGUUUUCUCACCUAAAGAUUUUAAUAGAUGCUUUCACUGACCCACGUGUAAUUGAUCAGAUGAAAAAGAUUUUAGAUGAAAAACUCCAUGGCCCUUCAUAA